UCAACCAUAAUUACCUUGUAUAAUACGAGUAUCAUCUUAAAAAAUGUCACGCCUAAUUACCAGUCAAUGGUCAUGGUUGUGGGAAGUGAUGAGCAGUUACGAGAUUACUCUUGCAUUCGUCACCAUUUCAGUAGUAGCAUUGGCUAUUAAUUUAUGGUACAAAGCCACACUUUCAAAUUCCUCGCCACCUCUGCCACCGGGUCCCCUUUCCUUGCCGGUUGUUGGGUACCUUCCGUUUCUUGGUCCUGAAUUGCACAAACAGUUAACCCACAUGGCUCACACCUACGGUCCCAUAUUCAAGUUCCAUCUGGGAUCCAAGCUUCACGUUGUGAUUAACACCCCAGAACUAGCAAAAGAGGUGCUUCGCGACCAAGAUGAGACCUUUUCUAACCGCGAUUUAACUAUAGCUUCCUCAAUAAUUAGUUAUGGGGGCCGAGAUAUAGUGAUGUCCGAGAACAACUCCGACUGGCGUAAACUUCGUAAAAUAUUUGUCCAUGAGAUCCUAAGCAACAAAAAUCUCGAAGCAUGUAGGUCUCUUCGGACAGAUGAAGUUAGAAAAACCAUCAAGCAUGUUUUUAGUAACAUCGGUACAUCAAUAAACAUUAGCAAGAUUGCUUUCUUGACACAGGCGAACGUCAUAACAAACAUGAUUUGGGAUAACAAAUCAAAUAAAGGCGAGAAAGGUAGUGAUCUUGGAGAUGAGUUACAAAUCGUGGCUUCAAACAUAGUGGAGUUUUUUGGAAAACCAAAUUUGUCCGAUUUCUUCCCAAGUCUAGCAUGGUUUGAUUUUCAAGGUAUCGAGCGAGGAAUGAAGAAGCAGCUUGACAAACUAGAUCAAAUUCUAACAAGCAUCAUUGAGGACCGGGUCAAAUCUAACUUGGAAAGGUCAGAAGAUAAAGUUGGGCAUGAAGGGAAGAAAGAUUUUUUACAAAUGUUGUUAGAUCUUAAAGACCGAAAAGAUGCAUCAUCACUUAACAUCACCCAAAUAAAGGCACUACUUCUGGAUAUUAUGGUUGCUGGAACAGAAACAACAUCAACUCUUACAGAAUGGACAUUGACAGAAAUUAUGAAAAGCCGCAAUGUAAUGAAAAAGGUACAAGAAGAACUUGCAGAGGUAGUGGGAGCAAACAACAUAGUUGAAGAAUCUCAUCUGUCGCGACUACAAUAUCUAGAUGCAACUAUUAAAGAAACGUUUAGGUUGCACCCGGUACUUCCUUUCUUAAUCCCACAUUUGCCAAGCCAAGAUUGCACGGUAGGUGGAUACAGCAUACCUAAUGGUUGUAGCGUCUUUUUGAACGUGUGGUCAAUCCACCGGGAUCCUCGGUACUGGAACAAUCCCUUGGAAUUCAAUCCAGAGAGAUUCUUGACAAACAAGUUUGAUUACAAGGGAAAGGAUCUGAAGUUCUUUCCAUUUGGGUCAGGGAGAAGGAUCUGUGCAGGUAUCCCAGUAGCCGAGAAGAUGCAGGUGUUUAUCUUAGCUUCGCUCAUGCACUCCUUCGAUUGGAGGUUGCCAGAGGGAGAGGAGCAUGAUCUUACUGAAAUCUCUGGCAUUACUCUAAGGAAAAGAAAUCGACUCAUGGUUAUCCCAUCUCAAAGGUUGCACGACAAAAGCCUCUAUAAUUAAGUGGUUAAGAGCCACUGCUCUCUACCUAGUACUUUACAAACAUGCGAUAUGAAAAAACCCCGUAUUAACUAUUACGAAUAAUGAUAAAUUUUUCGUAUCAUACUAGCUACAUUAUUAAGGUGCAUAAUACGCGGAUAUGUUUGUAAUUGCAAAAUGUUGACUUGGAAAGUGGCAAUGUCACAUUGCGCGCAAAGUCAGA
Messenger RNA from Erigeron canadensis, 1823 nucleotides. RefSeq names its product labd-13Z-ene-9,15,16-triol synthase, chloroplastic-like. NCBI's taxonomy places the organism in Eukaryota, Viridiplantae, Streptophyta, Magnoliopsida, Asterales, Asteraceae. Bases 44 to 1624 code for a protein of 526 amino acids. Gene Ontology annotation, molecular function: heme binding; iron ion binding; monooxygenase activity. The record is from RefSeq and is a predicted model, not a curated record. The transcript is spliced from 2 exons.